AUGUUUUUAUGGUCCUAUUGGCGCACCAUUUUUGCAGAUAUCAAACCUAUUCCAGACAAGUAUAAAUUACCUGAAACAGAACUGGAAAAGCUGCUAAGUGCGGAAACAGAAGAUGCACAAAGGACAAUUUUAGAGAACUUUGCUAAAGAUCUCCCUAUAGUCACUAGGACAAUCCUGAUCGAGCACAUCAUUGUAGUAUUUGUGCUCGAUGUGUCCUCAAAAAUGGAUCAUCACUGCCCGUGGGUCAAUAACUGUGUGUGCUUCCAUAACUACAAGUUCUUCAUGUUAUUCCUCGGCUACGCACUGCUGUACUGUCUCUUCAUUAUGUCGACGUGCCUGCCAUAUUUUAUACGCUUUUGGAAGACAUAUCAAGAAUACAAGCAGGCCCACUGCGAUAGUUUGAUUGACAACGGCACUUAUACAAAACAAUGCAUGGAAUUAUUGAGUGGUGACUUUGGUACAUCAGGCAGUGCGGGUCGUUAUCACAUAGUAUUCGCCUUUUUUGUGGCCUUAAUGUUUGCCAUAUCACUUGGCUCUUUAUUUGGCUACCACUGCUACCUCGUAGCACACAAUAGGACUACAUUGGAGGCCUUCAGAGCGCCGAUGUUUCGUGGUGGAGCUGAUAAAAAUGGCUUCUCAAUCGGGGCUUUCAAUAACUUCAAAGAAGUAUUUGGUGCCAGCCCUGACUUGUGGGCUGUUCCAGUGUUCACCAGUGGUCGUGUUGCCAGCCUGGGCGACGGGUGCGAGUACCCGGUGCGGCGCGAGCACCAGCUACAGACGUUCACGACGCCACAGGACGGCGGCGGCUACGAGUCGAUGGGCACCACGCGCUCCAGCGUGGAGGUGACACAAGAGACUGAGAGAUGGAGACUUUGCCCCCGAAGGGGCCGGACCGUCCCGCAAAUACAUAGUAAAAACAUUAUGCAACAUAGCUUCGGGGACGGGUUCGUGUACCCGCAGCGGACCACCGACGAAGAUACAGAGUCCCUGCUGAGUUCAGAGCGCUGGGAGCGAUGGGGACAGAGAUCGAGGCCCUUCGACGGCAGCAGCUCCUUUGACGAACUAUGA
Danaus chrysippus (African queen) is the source of this 1068-nucleotide messenger RNA. The record is from the annotation of a GenBank genome assembly. Lineage: Eukaryota; Metazoa; Arthropoda; Insecta; Lepidoptera; Nymphalidae.